This is a messenger RNA of Xiphias gladius (swordfish), 1258 nucleotides long. Its product is annotated as P2Y purinoceptor 3-like. Lineage: Eukaryota; Metazoa; Chordata; Actinopteri; Istiophoriformes; Xiphiidae. The transcript has a single exon. Gene Ontology annotation, molecular function: G protein-coupled receptor activity. The coding region runs from base 113 to 1105 and encodes 330 amino acids. Gene Ontology annotation, biological process: G protein-coupled receptor signaling pathway. The record is from RefSeq and is a predicted model, not a curated record. Gene Ontology annotation, cellular component: plasma membrane.
GUGUGCUGCGGGCAGGUGAGGUGUAAGGAGGGCUCGCCCAUUUAGCAGGUGAUCAGAUUGUGUUCUGUGGGUAGGUUUCUCAACCAUCAAACCCUCCGAGUGUGUCUUAUGAAUGGAGGACUUCCAUAUUUGCCCGGUGACUGACUACUACAAAAGGAUCCUUCUACCAGUUUCCUACAGCCUUGUGUUUUUGCUGGGGCUGGGUUUAAACGGCGCCCUGCUGUGGUGUGUGUGCUGCCGGACGCGCCGCUGGAGCAGCACGGCGAUCUACAUGACCAACCUCGCCGUGGCGGAUCUUCUCUACGUGCUGGCCUUGCCCCCUCUCAUCAUCAGCAAUGCAAUGGGAGACCUGUGGCCCUUCGGCAACGUCAUCUGCAAGGCCGUCAGAUUCUUCUUCUUCGUCAACCUCCACUGCAGCAUGAUGUUCCUCGCCUGCGUCAGCGUGCACCGUUUCCUCGGGGUGUGCUUCCCGAUCGCCGCCGUGCGCCUCAGGACCAAGAAACUCGCCCUCUUUGCGUCGGGCUCGGUUUGGGUCCUGGCCACCGCGGAGAUUUUGCCCACGCUGGUCUUUGCGCACACGGGUGUGAUCAACAACAUGACCGUGUGCUUUGAAAUGACAGACCCUAAGCAAUUCAGCAUUUACUUCCCCUAUGGGCUGUUCUUAGCCAUAGUGGGUUUCCUGACCCCAUUCCUCGUCGUUGUCUCCUGUUACUGCUCCAUGAUGAAGGUGCUUUAUUGCAGGGCCGCCUACGGCACGUCCAAUCCCAGGACAGCUCGUAUGCGUAACAAGUCCCUGUACACACUCUCUGCCGUGUGUCUCAUGUUUGUGGUGUGCUUCGUGCCUUACCACAUUACUCGCACCGUCUACUUGUUCGUGAGGGUCUAUAUGCCCGGAGACUGUCACCUGCUCAACGUGGUCAUGAUCUCCUACAAAGUCUGGAAGCCGGUGGUCAGUUUUAACUGCUGCUCAAAUCCUCUCCUCUACUUCUGGGGUUUCCACUGGGGCCGCCAGAAGCUCCGGGCCUGGCUGUGCAGGAGGAAGAAGAGAGUGCAGCCCAGCGUGUGUCUGGUGGACGUGGGCAGCACGCACAGGUCCGGAGGGUAGCGAGCGUCCUUCGGAGGACUCAUCAGUCCAUACGGUGACUUUUAGCAUGAGUCAGUGGACAGUAAUGACAGUAAGGACUGUGCCAGCACUGGCUACAAGCCGUGUUUAAUAAGUCUUUUUAUUAUUUUAGACAUAAGAAUAUGUAUUGGGAAC